GUUUUCUGGCACGAGCAUCAAUAUCAAGCAUCAACGCCAGCCCGUGGUCACGAUUCGGAAUCAAGGCUCUCUCGACAGCGGAGCUUCCACGGUACUGCCAGGAAGGUCACAAAAGGGCCGAGAGUAAAGGAGGAGGAAGAAUCGCACGUCAUCCCCAUCAUCAAAGCUCGCUUCUCAUCCAAGGAGGAGCGCUCUGAGUGCCAUCCGAGGAACCCCACGACACGAAGCGCUUGCAGUUGGCAGAUUAACGGCAGAGAGAGGAUGCUGGCAUCCGCGUGCCCCUGCCUCAUGCGCCUGCUCGCAUCCGCCGCACUGCUCCUGUGGACAACAUCCAUCGUCCCUGUACUCGCACAGUCCGCAUCCAGGAGCCAAGAGCUGGCCUCGGACGCACUGGUGCCUAUCAGGACGCACUCAAUAGCAGCACCAUAUGUGGACUCUAACCUCCAGAACAAGUUCUGGGACUUUGGUGGUGACACGAUCGUCGACACAAGCAGGGCCGUGCGCCUGACUCAGGACAAACCCAGCCAAACCGGGUGGCUAUGGAGCCGAUCUACGCUAUCACCCGUCAACUACCAGAUCAUAAUCGAAUUCAAGAUUGAUGGACACAACCCUCAUUUGUUUGGCGAUGGGUUUGCCAUGUGGCUGACAACCGAGCGGGCUCUGACAGGUCCCGUCUUUGGCUCGAAAAAUCACUUUACCGGUGUCGGCAUCAUCUUUGACACAUACGCGAACACCAGACACGCAUACUCUUUUCCUCGCGUCAUGGCCGUCUCGGGCAACGGGAUCGAUGCAUACGUCACAGCUCAGGACGGGGCUAAUCUCGAGGUUGGUGGUUGCAGCGUCGAUAUCAGACGGGCGGCAGUGGCAACGAAAGCCAAACUCACAUACGUUAAAAGCGCGUACCUCGAGCUGCAGCUCCAAUAUAACGAUUGGGACGAAUGGGAGACAUGUUUCAAUCUCGAAAACAUUGCCAUCCCCGAGCAUCCAUUUUUGGGCUUCACCGCGCUUACAGGGGAUGUCAGCGAUAACCACGAUAUCAUCUCUGUGGAGACCCACACAAUCGUGGCCAAACCAAAAACAUCGCCUCAGAUGCGUGCUGACCGUGAGGCAUCCAAGUCCAAGGCAGAGGGUCGCAAGCAAAGGCACCCAUCUAGCAGCAAUGUCAGUGGCGGAUUCUUUGCCUUUUUGUUCUCUUUUAUCUUCACCUUGAUCAAAUGGGCGAUCAUCAUUGGGGCUGUUGGAACAGCGGUCAUGUUCGGUCUUCGGUACAAGAAAAAGCAAGAUGCAAAACGCUUCUAGAAGACUUUGCAUGUAUCUUUCUUGUUGCACAACAUUGACCACAGUGGUGUGUCUCAAGGACUUGCAUUCGCGAAAAAGUUGCUGCGAUACCAGCGCAGCUC
Messenger RNA from Tilletiaria anomala UBC 951, 1400 nucleotides. Its product is annotated as concanavalin A-like lectin/glucanase. The record is from RefSeq and is a predicted model, not a curated record. Gene Ontology annotation, molecular function: D-mannose binding. The transcript is spliced from 2 exons. The coding region runs from base 262 to 1299 and encodes 345 amino acids. NCBI's taxonomy places the organism in Eukaryota, Fungi, Basidiomycota, Exobasidiomycetes, Georgefischeriales, Tilletiariaceae. Gene Ontology annotation, biological process: Golgi organization; endoplasmic reticulum to Golgi vesicle-mediated transport; endoplasmic reticulum organization. Gene Ontology annotation, cellular component: COPII-coated ER to Golgi transport vesicle; Golgi membrane; endoplasmic reticulum membrane.